This is a messenger RNA of Herpailurus yagouaroundi (jaguarundi), 975 nucleotides long. It is a transcript of the gene OR52B2, whose product is annotated as olfactory receptor family 52 subfamily B member 2. Gene Ontology annotation, molecular function: G protein-coupled receptor activity; olfactory receptor activity. Gene Ontology annotation, biological process: G protein-coupled receptor signaling pathway. The record is from RefSeq and is a predicted model, not a curated record. Bases 7 to 975 code for a protein of 322 amino acids. Lineage: Eukaryota; Metazoa; Chordata; Mammalia; Carnivora; Felidae. Gene Ontology annotation, cellular component: plasma membrane. The transcript has a single exon.
UGCAUCAUGACUCACACCAACUUUACCAUCUUUCACCCUGCAGUUUUUGUCCUACUGGGCAUCCCUGGAUGGGAGGCUUACCACAUUUGGCUGUCAAUACCCCUCUGCCUCAUGUAUAUCACUGCCAUCGUAGGGAACAGCAUCCUGAUAGUGGUCAUCAUCACAGAACGUAAUCUUCAUGAGCCCAUGUACUUCUUUCUCUCCAUGCUGGCCAUCACAGACAUCCUGCUGUCCACCACUACCGUACCCAAGGCUCUAGCCAUCUUUUGGCUCCAUGCCCAUGACAUUGCCUUUGAUGCCUGUGUCACCCAAGUUUUCUUUGUCCAUGUGAUGUUUGUGGGGGAGUCAGCCAUCCUGUUAGCCAUGGCCUUUGACCGCUUUGUGGCCAUCUGUGUCCCCCUGCAUUAUACAGCCGUGCUAACAUGGCGUGUUGUGGGAAGGAUUGGUCUGGCCAUUGUCACCAGAAGCUUCUGCAUCAUCUUCCCAGUGAUCUUCUUAUUGAAGCGGCUGCCCUUCUGCCGGACCAACAUUGUCCCCCAUUCCUAUUGUGAGCAUAUUGGAGUGGCCCGCUUGGCCUGCGCUGACAUCACCAUUAACAUCUGGUAUGGCUUCUCAGUGCCCAUUGUCAUGGUCAUCGUGGAUGUGAUCCUAAUUGCUGUGUCUUACUCACUGAUCCUCCGAGCCGUGUUUCGUUUGCCCUCCCAGGAUGCCCGGCACAAGGCCCUUAGCACUUGUGGCUCCCACCUCUGUGUCAUCCUCAUGUUUUAUGUUCCAUCCUUCUUUACAUUAUUGACCCACCGCUUUGGACAUAACAUUCCUCGACAUGUCCAUAUUCUGCUGGCCAAUCUUUAUGUGGUGGUGCCACCAAUGCUCAAUCCCAUUGUCUAUGGUGUGAAGACUAAGCAGAUCCGGGAGGGUGUAGCCCACCGGUUCUUUGACAUCAGGACUUGGUGCUGUGCUUCCCCUCCGGGCUAA